This is a messenger RNA of Arachis duranensis, 477 nucleotides long. RefSeq lists its product as uncharacterized. The transcript is spliced from 2 exons. The coding region runs from base 1 to 477 and encodes 158 amino acids. NCBI's taxonomy places the organism in Eukaryota, Viridiplantae, Streptophyta, Magnoliopsida, Fabales, Fabaceae. The record is from RefSeq and is a predicted model, not a curated record.
AUGACACUAGCAACCUUCUUAAAGGUUAAUCCACCUAAGUUCAAGCGAACCACCAACCUGACUGAAGCCGAUACCUGGUUUCAGGCUAUGGAGCAAACACUGCAAGUGCAGUUGGUACCUGAAGAGCAGUGUGUUAAAUUUCUAGCUAUCUGCUCACUGGGAAAGCGUUGCAUUAGUGGCAGGAAACACGACGCCUUCUGUAGCAUGAUGAUGAUGCUAUCAGCUGAGAUGCCUUCCAGGUGGAAUUUUAUAAAAAACAAAUUUGAGGAGCUAUUCAAGUUUUCCCGCAUGUGUCAGGGAACUCUGGGAGACUUCGAGGAAUGGAAGUGCAUUAAGUAUGAAGGAGGGCUCCGGAGUGAUAUCUUAAGUUCAGUGGGACGAAUGGAGAUCCGAACUUUCUCAGAGUUGGUGAAUAAGAGCAGAGUUGUUGAAGAGUAUGUGAAAAAGGUAGCUACAGAGAAAGGAAGUCCUAGAUAG